AUGGCUUCUUGGAAUUGGAAUUGGAAUAGAACUGUGUUUCCAACAUCUAUUUUGCUUGUUUGCAUGUUUAUUUUGAUCAACACUAUGAAGUUUGCAAUUUCCUUGGCUUUGGAUACGGAAUGCAGCCUUAAAAUUCAAUUGUUGAAUGAUUCAAGUUGUCAAGAGGGAAACUGGCAUGAGCUCAUGCACAGUAAGUGCUGUGGAGAAGCAUUUGAUUCUUACCUCUAUGCUCUUGCUCAGCAUGCAAAUCUAACUGGGAGGGUUUACUUGGAUUCUACUGAGCAAAGAAAUUGUCUGUCUAGAGUAAAGGGUUUUAAAGAUGAUAUUUUUGGUUGUGGAAUUGAGAACCUAACAAGUGGUGGUGGGGGAUGUUCUGACUUGUUGGUUGCUGAUGUUUGGAAUAAAUUAGGAAAUGAGCUUAAAAGUUUAGAUGAGAAAUGUCAAUUUCAGACUUCAGGGAAUGGCUAUGAACAAUCAUGUUCUUUGUGCUUGAGGCCUUGGAAAACAACAGGAGAGACAAGUUCCAGAAAGACCAAUGUUAAAGCUGAAAAAAUUGAAGAUGACCUUUGUAGAAUUGCUGUAAUUGUGACAUUGAUAAGCAGCAAAAUUGAAAAUGAGAUGUAUGUCCACACAGUUCUGAGAUGCCUUGGAACAAAACAUAUUUAUAUAGAAAAUGAAACCACACAAGGCAAUCAGAACAUGGAGAGUAAUAGAGGUACAUGGAUUCUUAUUGGAGCAACCAUAGGGGUUAUAUUGAUGAUAGUUAUUGCAUACUCCAUGUUACGUAGAUGCUUUAGAUCAGCCCCACCAAGAAAAGAAGUAACAUUUGGAGAUAUGUUAAAGAAAACUUCUUGUCCUAGAGUUCAUAUCAAAGAAGUGUAUGCUGCCACUAACCAUCUGAAUGAAAUGAAUAUCAUUGGGGAAGGAUCUGCAGGCAAGGUCUAUAAAGGCACAAUGAGAAAUAAUCAGCAUGUUGCAAUAAAGCACGUAAUCAAUGAUGAUGGAAAUAUGGAGACUUUUGCUAGAGAAGUUACAAGCUUGUCUCAUGUCAGACACCCAAAUCUUGUUGCUUUGCUGGGUUACUGUGUAGAAGGAGAUGAAUGCUUUCUGGUCUAUGAGCUAUGUCCAAAUGGAAGUCUUUCAGAAUGGCUAUUUGGCAAGAACAAGGUGCUAUCAUGGAUUCAGAGGCUAGAAAUUGCAAUUGAUAGUGCUAGAGGUCUUUGGUUCUUACAUACAUAUGCAGGAGGUUGCAUCGUUCACCGUGAUAUCAAGCCAACAAAUAUUCUUCUUGGAUCCAAAUUUGAGGCAAAGCUAUCAGACUUUGGACUUUCUAAAGUCAUUGAGGUGGGUGAAACAUAUGUUAGCUCUGAAGUAAGGGGAACUUUUGGAUAUGUUGAUCCUGAGUACCAAAGCAACCACCAUGUGAAUUCAUCUGGGGAUGUUUACAGCUUCGGUAUGGUACUUUUACAAAUCCUCUCUGGAAAGAAGGUUAUAAAUUUGAAACUGAAGAAACCAAUGUCACUGAAUAAAAUGGCAAAAGCAAUCACCAAGGGUGGCAGCAUAACAGGAUUUGUUGAUCCUAAACUUCAAGGAGACUACUCUGGAGAAGCAUUUGAUUUUACACUUAAGCUCGCUCUAUCUUGUACAUCCCUUAACCAACAACGUCCAUCCAUGGAGCAGGUUGUCCAAAAACUAGAAGAGGCUCUAUUGAUUUCAAAAGAGAGGAAGGCUUCGACUACAAAAACUCCAGCAGACGAUAUUUCUAAUCCAUAAAAGAGUAAUUAUUGAGAUCAUUUUUAUAAUCAUAGUUAUCAACAUUGGUUUGCAAAUUUUCAAGUACUUGUUAUGAGAAUGUUUUUGUACAUGAUUUAUAGCACGGAAUUUUGUAUU
This is a messenger RNA of Abrus precatorius (Indian licorice), 1890 nucleotides long. Its product is annotated as probable serine/threonine-protein kinase PBL21. The transcript is spliced from 8 exons. Gene Ontology annotation, molecular function: ATP binding; protein kinase activity. The record is from RefSeq and is a predicted model, not a curated record. The coding region runs from base 1 to 1773 and encodes 590 amino acids. NCBI's taxonomy places the organism in Eukaryota, Viridiplantae, Streptophyta, Magnoliopsida, Fabales, Fabaceae. Gene Ontology annotation, biological process: protein phosphorylation.